UCUCACCUUUCCAUAUGUCUUUGUUAAUUGUAAAAGAAUCUAUUCACAUUUUUGGUUUAACAAUCCCAGAACACUAUCUUUCAAAUAAGAAAUUACUUUCAUAGAAUAACUAUGAUAGAAAGUCUGUAAGUGAGGAUGAUAGGAAGUGAAAUAAAUAAGGUAAUUAUAAAUUCUUUGUAGGACAAUCGUAUUAAGAAAUUCAUGAUUGUAAGUGGGCGUUUAAACGAGAUAACUAGGCGAUUUCUAAGAGCUCAGUAUUGUUCUUAUGCUAAAAUGACUUCUUUGCUGGUUCCUCCGGAAUCAGUACGGGGAAUGACACGUUUGGACCGUGAUGCGUUCACAAAGACCGUGGAAUUACCAUAUUUGCGGUUUCACGACAUUAAACCGUCGGAAAUAUUGCCGAUCAUGAAGAAGUAUCUGUUUAAAUCGAGACGCUUCAAACCAGUUCAGAAUGCGGACGACAAGACCGUCAUAUAUCUGGAUCCGAAUUUGAUAACGAGUCUCGACGAUCUUGGAGCCAGUAUAAAGAAACAGUUACUCGAAAUGUACGAACAGUUUGAGGAAUUUGGAACGGCGAAGAGAGAACUGUCCGAGAUGGAGGUCGUCUAUACUGCUGGAUUGAUUAUAAUAGGAGACGAAAUUCUACGCGGCCAAAUCGUAGACACGAACACAUCGUAUUUGGCGAAACGACUAAGAGCUUCUGGUAUCAGACUUCGAAGAAUAACUGUGGUUCCUGACGUUGUAGAUGAAAUUGCGGAGAUCGUGCGUGCAGCUUCCCAAAAGUAUUCCGUUGUGUUCACAUCAGGCGGUGUUGGACCUACUCACGAUGACGUGACAUUCCGAGCGAUCGCGAAAGGUUUGGAAUUGAAACUCGAAGCCCAUGAAGAAUUAAUCAACGUCUAUUCCGAUCUCUUCCCUAACGACGAAGAAGCUAAGCGCCUGGCUAUUGUACCGAGGCCCUCAGAACUUGUAUACGUUUGUGCACCAAAGAAAUAUGCUGUCGUAAAAGCGAAGAACGUGUAUGCGUUACCGGGUUCUCCAAAAUACUUCCAGCCCGCCGUCGACGUGAUUCUACGCCAGUUGAAGGGGGAUAGUCCUAUGCAUUUUGAAGAAGUAGACGUAAAUUUAAAUGAAUUGUCGAUAGUAAAAAUUCUGGAUGAACACGCGGAACGUUGGAAGGGCAAAGUGAAUCUGGGCAGUUAUCCACAAACGACAGAGGAAUUCACAAGGAUCACGUUGGAGGGUGACAAGGAAGACGUUUUACAAGCGAAGGCAGAACUGUUGCAUUGUCUACCGAUCCAGAAGAUACGAAAUUUAGAAAACGGAUUUAGUAUUCAUCACGCGAGAUCCGUUCUAAAAACUGCCGAGAACGAGCCCCACGUAGAGUCCUCAUUGAACAUUUUAAGACAAUGUUAUAAAACAUAUAAACCGGAGGAGGUUUUCAUAAGUUUUAAUGGUGGAAAGGAUUGCACGGUUGUUUUGCACUUGGCUGCCUGCGUUGCUAGUUUAGAAAGCAUCUCAUCGCCGCUGUUGUGCUUGUACGUAACAGCCGAGCCAUUUCCAGAGGUGGACUCGUUUGUGGAGAGGGCUUUCAAAUACUACGGUUUGCAACUUGUGAAGAAGGAAAGUCCCAUGCGAGCAGCGUUGACGUCGCUACUAAGGGAAAGACCAACUUUGAAAGCGAGUCUCAUGGGGAUGAGGAAAGGCGACCCGGGAUCGGAAAAUUUGCAACCUUUCUCACCGACGGAUCCCAGUUGGCCCAACUUGAUUCGCGUCAAUCCGAUCUUACAUUGGACGUACGAUCAUAUUUGGAAAUUUUUGCUGCAACACAACGUACCUUACUGCUCAUUGUACGACGAAGGGUACACGAGUUUAGGGACGAAAUCGACGACUAUACCGAAUCCGCGAUUACGGGAUCCUAAGGAUUCGUCAUCGUACUUGCCGGCGUAUACGUUGACUGAUGAAUCCGCCGAAAGGCAAGGAAGGGUAUAAUAACUGAGAAGAAAUAGGCACAAGAAUUGGACAGUAUUUUUGUUGCAAAUUCUAUGCAGCUCGAAGACGCUUAUUGUUAAGUAGGAGACAAGAGAUAUUUUAUUUUUCAAGUAUUUGAAAUGAAUUAUAAAUUGCGUAUUGAUUAUUCGACGUUUAUGGGUAUGGCUGUACGAUUGUGACAGCGAAAGUAUUAAAAAUGAUUUACUGAGAACACUUUUGUAUGAUAAAAAUUGUGCAAGUUUUAUUAAAUAAACUGGA
Messenger RNA from Ceratina calcarata, 2250 nucleotides. RefSeq names its product tRNA (guanine(37)-N1)-methyltransferase. Bases 202 to 1992 code for a protein of 596 amino acids. Gene Ontology annotation, cellular component: cytoplasm; mitochondrial matrix. Gene Ontology annotation, biological process: mitochondrial tRNA methylation; FAD biosynthetic process; tRNA N1-guanine methylation. Gene Ontology annotation, molecular function: tRNA (guanine(37)-N1)-methyltransferase activity; FMN adenylyltransferase activity. The transcript has 6 exons. The record is from RefSeq and is a predicted model, not a curated record. Lineage: Eukaryota; Metazoa; Arthropoda; Insecta; Hymenoptera; Apidae.